This is a messenger RNA of Maylandia zebra (zebra mbuna), 1238 nucleotides long. It is a transcript of the gene mnat1, whose product is annotated as MNAT1 component of CDK activating kinase. Gene Ontology annotation, molecular function: cyclin-dependent protein serine/threonine kinase activator activity. Gene Ontology annotation, cellular component: transcription factor TFIIH holo complex. Gene Ontology annotation, biological process: positive regulation of cyclin-dependent protein serine/threonine kinase activity; nucleotide-excision repair; regulation of transcription by RNA polymerase II. The record is from RefSeq and is a predicted model, not a curated record. Lineage: Eukaryota; Metazoa; Chordata; Actinopteri; Cichliformes; Cichlidae.
UCGGACCUCAUUUUGUGUAACGCAGUGGUUCGCAGCUUGGAAUCUGACAGGAGAGCUGCAGGUUAUUGACGUGUUUUGUUUUGUUUCUGAAGUGCUUUUUAUUAUUGCCAUUAUUUUUUUAGUGUGGUGCAGACAGAAAUGGACGAACAGGGCUGUCCGAGAUGUAAAACAACCAAAUACAGAAACCCGUCGCUGAAGCUGAUGGUGAACGUCUGCGGCCACACGCUAUGCGAGAACUGCGUUGAGAUGCUGUUCGUUCGCGGCUCGAGCAACUGCGUGCAGUGCGACACGCCUUUGAGGAAGAGCAACUUCCGCGUGCAGCUCUUCGAGGACCCGACAGUAGAUAAGGAGGUGGAGAUUCGUAAGAAAGUGCUGAAGAUUUACAACAAGAGAGAUUUUGACUUCCCCAGCCUGAGAGAAUAUAACGAUUAUCUGGAGCAAGUGGAGGACAUAGUGUAUAACCUGACAAACAACGUUGACGUGGAGAACACCAAGCUGAGGAUGGAGCAGUACCAGAGAGAGAACAGAGAUGUCAUCCAGAGAAAUAAGGCCAAGCUUACACGGGAGCAGGAAGAGCUGGAGGAGCUUCUGUUGCAGGAACAGCAGAGCAAUGAGCAGCGGCGACUGGAGGUGCUGCAGGAGGAGCAGAGGCAACUACAGGCCAAGAGGAAGAACAAGCAGGCUCUGCUGGACGAACUGGAGCAGUCUCAGCUUCCUGCCACCCUUUUACUCGCUCAACACAAAGUUCGCGCUGCCCAGCUUGAGACCCAGAUAGAGCAGCAGAAACAGGCUGUGAAGCCCACCAGUUUGUUUUCAACUGGAAUCCAUAUGCGACAGACGGUGUCUCUCCAGCCUGUUACCAAGAUAGAGGAUGUUCUUUACCACUACAGACCCCUCCAAGUUGAAACCUAUGGACCCCCGGUGCCUGAACUGGAGCAGCUGGGCAGACUCGGGUAUCUGAAUCACGUGCGGGCUGCCGUGACUCAGGACACAGCUGGAGGAUACACCUCAGGUUUGGCGUGUUAUCGCGCCAUCCAGGACGCGUUCAGCGGGCUGUUCCCUCUGAGAGGCUGAAGAAGCUGCUCCAGUUAGAAAUGUGACUGAAAAGACCUUAAAUAUUGCACUACUACCACUACGCUGCUGUGGGUGGGGAGUGCUCUGACUUAUAUGUAUGUUGUAUGUAACUUUUUAAAUUUUGUGCAAACUUUAUUUUUUAAAUAAAUGGCAAUGAACACUGA